Caenorhabditis elegans is the source of this 1536-nucleotide messenger RNA. It is a transcript of the gene fdgt-2, whose product is annotated as Major facilitator superfamily (MFS) profile domain-containing protein. Gene Ontology annotation, biological process: transmembrane transport; hexose transmembrane transport. Bases 46 to 1464 code for a protein of 472 amino acids. Lineage: Eukaryota; Metazoa; Nematoda; Chromadorea; Rhabditida; Rhabditidae. Gene Ontology annotation, molecular function: transmembrane transporter activity. Gene Ontology annotation, cellular component: membrane. The transcript is spliced from 6 exons. The record is from RefSeq and is marked reviewed.
AUUCAUUUUGUGCACUUUGUUGCCAUUUCUUGAUUUGGUUUUUAAAUGUCAAAUAGAUUGUGGCCUGUUAAACAAGUGUGUAUUUUCGCACUUAUUGCGUUUGCAUCUAAUUUUAAUUAUGGAUUUUCAACUACCUAUAUCAAUACAUCUGUUGAUGAAUUUAAGACAUUUUUGAAUACAUCUUUAAGUCGUCGUCAUGUCAUAAUGACUGAAGAAAAAUAUGACCUAAUUUGGAAUGUUUUUCUGAAUUGUUGGUUUAUUGGAUCAUUUUUUGGAGUUUGGAUUAACUCGAUUUUUAGUGAAAGAUUUGGAAGAAGAGUGGGCUUUUUGAUUGGAAAUUCGGUUGCAUUCAUUUCUUCAAUUUUACAAUGCUUGUCUCUUAUUUGGUAUUGUCCUGAACUACUGAUCGUUUCUCGAUUCAUUACGUCAAUUUGCAUGGCAGCUACUUAUCAAUCAUGUAUUUUGUUUUUGCAGGAAUGCUCUCCAACACAUUUACGUGGUAGUUUUUCAUUUCUCAGUGAAGUAUCAUAUUCAUCAAUGACAAUGGUUGGAAGUUUUCUUGGUCAAGAUUAUAUUAUAGGAUCACAUCUUUUCUGGCUCUGCUUCUUCGUUGUACCAUUUUGCCUUUUCUUCACACUUAUUCUUUUCAUACUUCCUGAAACUCCAAAAUUUCUAUUAAUUUCGAAAGAUGAAGAAGAAGAAGCUAUCAAAUCUGUAAAAUAUUAUCAUGGAGAUGGUACAGAUGCAAAACAAGUUUUGGAAGAUAUUCGAAAAGAGGCAGAAUGUGAACAAGACUCGAGCAAAUCGACAACUUUCCAAAAAAUGAAGGAAUUGUUUACAGAAAGACAUUUGAGAAUGGCAUUGAUAUUAAGUGUAUCUGCAUUAACCAAUACUGUCGGAUUAUGGGCUCUUCUUUUAUCCUCUACUUUCUUUCUAGAAAAUGCAAAUGUUGAGUCAGAAAUUGCUGAAUGGAGUACAACUGCAAUGGGUUUAGCUUAUGUUUCUGGAACAAUUACUGGUGGAAUUGUGAUUGAAAAAGUUGGUCGACGCAAGCUUCUCCUUCUCUUCACAUUUCUCAAUAAUUUAGCUCUAAUUGCAUUCGUAUUCUUCGCAAAAAUACGUAUUCUGAUUGACCCGAUGAAAUACGGAUGCCUAGUUGCAUUGAUCAUCUACGGUUAUACUUAUGGAACUGGAGUUGGUCCAAUUUCGUGGUUUAUAUCCUCUGAACUGGUACCUCAAAAACAUCGUAGUAUUGCUCAAUCUGUGGCAUAUUCAAUGAAUACUGUAAUGGUGGUUAUCAGUACAUUUACAGUAUUACCUCUAUAUUCCGUUAUUGGUAGUUAUGCUUUCCUUAUUCUAUAUUCAAUUCCUUCAUUUAUAAGUAUGCUUAUAUUAUUUCGCUACUUACCGGAAACCAAAGGACGAGAGAUUCAUGAUAUUGUGAAUGAACUUAAAAAAAAAUGAAAACCUUUGAAAACGUUCAUACGGCCGAAAUUUUACUUGAUCGAGCCAAUUGAACUUUUGUUAAGACUUACA